CCAUGUGAUUAAAUUGUUAUUUUUUAAUAAUAAUAGUAAUAACGCAAACAAUAAACAUCAAACGUUAUUGUUAAAAGAACAGUAAUAUAAUGAAUCAUAGUAAUUUAAUAAAGUCAACACCAGAAGAUGAUUACGUUUCUUUCAUGGUCUAUCUACGAACCAACAGUGUCUGGAAAACAGUGAGUGACGUGUUCAGGAUGUUAAACGAAACUAGGCCCGAAGAUCCGAUCGAGUUCUUCAAGGCGAAUGUAAAAAUCGAUAACAGUGACAGCAGAGCCAUUGAAGAAACGCGUCGAGAAAUCGCAGAAGCCGAAAAAAAGCUUAAGAUCUUAAAACGUGAUAAACUUGUGUUGACGGCUAACUUAGAUUUUCUCGACAAAACCAUUCGUGGUGUAAAUCGAAAACCAAAUUUGGGUGUUCGAAGCACCGUUGACUACGCGGAGUACGACGACAACGAAACAAUUUCCGAAACGUUUUCUUAUUCCGACCACGUAUUGUAGGUGCGCACGCUGUACGUGCAGAUGAGUACAAAACAGCCGUGUCGACGGACGUAGAACAACAGCUUUAGCGUUAUAAAAAUACAAAAUAAAAAUUAUUAUCCAAACACAGACAACGAUUCGUAUUAGUCGUACUUAAUAUACUACCUAUAUAUUACAUAAUAUACAGUUAUUAUUGUUUAUAA
Aphis gossypii (cotton aphid) is the source of this 682-nucleotide messenger RNA. RefSeq lists its product as uncharacterized. The record is from RefSeq and is a predicted model, not a curated record. Bases 90 to 500 code for a protein of 136 amino acids. The transcript has 3 exons. Lineage: Eukaryota; Metazoa; Arthropoda; Insecta; Hemiptera; Aphididae.